Molecule: messenger RNA, 1505 nt
Organism: Blastomyces dermatitidis ER-3
Lineage: Eukaryota; Fungi; Ascomycota; Eurotiomycetes; Onygenales; Ajellomycetaceae
Product: lipoyl(octanoyl) transferase
Exons: 1
Coding region: 202-1176 (324 amino acids)
Biological process (GO): protein lipoylation
Cellular component (GO): mitochondrion
Molecular function (GO): lipoyl(octanoyl) transferase activity
Source: RefSeq, a predicted model, not a curated record
UUAAAAUCUACUGCAAUGAGCGCCUAUUUAUAUACCAGAGACAUAUAAAUACCUUGAGAGCCAUAUAUAUGUGCUGACAUAUUAUGCCCAUUGUCAAUUUAAUCCCAUUGUAGCUAUUUCUCAAAUCAGGGCAGAAGAGCCCUCUAGCUGCUCUGAUCAUCCCUCCUCCCUCUCUCCGCCUCCGCUCGCCGCUCCGCUAUAAUGCGCCUCGCUCAUCUCCACGUUCCCAACGUCGUCCCUUUCACGCACGCCUCUCACCUUCAACAGAUUCUUGUUUCCCGCCUCCUAGCUCACAAAAAGCUCCAUGACGCCUCCUCGACCUCUCCCGCUCUCAUGCAGCCACCACCCCCUCCAGAUCCCACUAUCCUGACCUUCACCCCUCGCCCCGUAUACACAACCGGGCGCCGCGACUUACCUGCCACAAUCUCCGCCACCACGACCCCUUCAGCGAACCCUCAUCCAACCCUCGAUCUCAACCUACCCAAGCCCCUGCACUCCAUCCGCCACCUCCUAACACCUACCCCAACCCACCCCGCGGUCGCUGAAUUUCACCCAACACUCCGCGGUGGGCAAACCACCUACCACGGCCCCGGCCAGCUAGUCGCAUACACAAUCCUCGAUCUACGACGGUUGCGCCUAGGCCCGCGCCAGCAUAUACGGUUGUUGGAGAGGAGUGUCCUGGAUGUUUUGGCCGGGUACGGGGUGGAGAGGGCCGGGUUGAGUGAGAAGGACCCGGGGGUUUGGGUGGAUAUGUCACGGUCACGAUCACAAUGGGAACACAAUGGGAGGAGCCGGGAAGGCGACGAAGGUAACAGAUAUUUAUCUAAGAAGAUUGCGGCGGUGGGCGUGCAUCUGCGCCGGAAUGUGAGUAGCUAUGGCAUCGGGUUGAAUGUGACGGAGGAGCCGAUGUGGUAUUUCCGACAGAUUGUCGCGUGUGGUUUGGAAGGGAGGGAGGUGACGAGUAUAGUCGGUUGUGGGGUGAAAUUUGAUGCCGAUGAUGGUGAUGCUAUUAUGAGGGAGGUUGCAGAGAGGUUUGCGGAUGCAUUUGUUAGGCGGGUUAAUGAGGUUGGGACUGCUCAGGCGGUGGAUUGUUGUUGCCAAACGGGUGGGGGAGUAGGAAUUGAUGAGGUUUAUCACAUUGAGGAGCGGGACGUGCUUGGGGAUGUCGGGACAUAGGAGCGAGAGAGAUCCCCCGUUGCUGUACAGUAGGAGGUCUGCUUUUAGUUGAGCUCUAUACCCUUCUCCUUUUUUUUGUUCUCUAACUUUAUAAGAAUCACAAAUAUUGCGCAGGCGUAAUUUGGACUAGCAAUGGGGUUUAUAACAUGUGGAUAGAUAUAUCCAGAGAACCAGAAGAAAUGCAAUUUUAACAGGUAGACUUUCAAUAUCUAACUAAUGAUCAUGAGGAGUAUGUAUCAGUGACAGCAUCAGAUGAGUAGCUGAGAUAAAAGGUUUCUAUGCUCUUUCUUCAAUCCCUUCAAAAGGUAGUGAACUCGCACAAAAUAUGC